AUGAUGCCGGUUGCAGUCAGCACCCAGGGCCCGCCCCAGACACCGCCGCCUCAGAAGCUCGGCGGCCUCUCCUCCCCCAUCAAUUUAGACCCCCCCGUGGAGACGGACUGCCUACUUACGCAGAAGUUAACAGAAACCCUGAAGCCCUUUGGGGUCUUUGAAGAGGAAGAGGAACUGCAGCGCAGGAUUUUAAUUUUGGAAAAAUUAAAUAACCUGGUAAAGGAGUGGAUACGCGAAAUCAGCGAGAGCAAGGAGCUCCCACAGUCUGUCAUCGGAAGCGUGGGAGGGAAGAUCUUCACCUUCGGGUCGUACAGACUAGGCGUCCACACCAAAGGGGCCGAUAUUGACGCGCUGUGUGUUGCACCGAGGCACAUUGACCGGGGCGACUUUUUCACCUCAUUCUACGACAAAUUGAAACUGCACGAAGAAGUAAAAGAUUUAAGGGCAGUUGAAGAGGCAUUUGUACCAGUUAUCAAACUGUGUUUUGAUGGGAUAGAGAUAGAUAUUUUGUUUGCAAGAUUAGCACUGCAGACGAUUCCAGAAGAUUUGGACCUGAGAGAUGACAGUCUGCUAAAAAAUUUAGAUAUUAGGUGCAUACGAAGCCUUAACGGUUGCCGGGUAACCGAUGAAAUUUUACACUUGGUACCGAACAUUGACAACUUUCGGUUAACUCUCAGAGCUAUCAAACUGUGGGCCAAAUGCCACAAUAUCUAUUCUAAUAUACUCGGCUUUCUCGGAGGUGUUUCCUGGGCGAUGCUAGUAGCAAGGACUUGCCAGCUUUAUCCAAAUGCAGUAGCAUCAACUCUUGUCCGUAAAUUUUUCUUGGUGUUUUCCGAAUGGGAGUGGCCCAAUCCAGUGCUCUUGAAAGAGCCCGAGGAGCGGAAUCUGAAUUUGCCGGUGUGGGACCCUCGGGUCAACCCCAGUGAUAGGUACCAUCUGAUGCCCAUCAUCACACCAGCCUAUCCCCAGCAGAACUCCACGUACAAUGUGUCCGUUUCCACCCGGAUGGUCAUGAUUGAGGCGUUUAAGCAAGGGCUUGCCAUCACGCAUGAAAUCUUGCUGAGUAAGGCAGAGUGGUCCAAACUGUUCGAAGCCCCAAACUUCUUUCAAAAGUACAAGCAUUAUAUUGUACUUCUCGCAAGCGCACCAACAGAGAAACAGCAUCUAGAAUGGGUGGGCUUGGUGGAAUCAAAAAUCCGGAUUCUAGUUGGGAGCUUGGAGAAGAAUGAGUUUAUUACCCUGGCCCACGUGAACCCCCAGUCGUUUCCCGCACCGAAAGACAAGCCCAGCAAGGAUGAGUUCUGUACAAUGUGGGUGAUUGGAUUAGUGUUGAAGAAACCGGAGAACUCUGAGACGCUCAGCAUCGACCUCACCUAUGAUAUUCAGUCUUUCACUGACACGAUCUACAGGCAAGCCAUCAACAGCAAGCUGUUUGAGAUGGACAUGAAAAUCGAUGCAGUGCACCUCCGGAGGAAAGAACUCCAUCAGCUCUUCCCAAACCACGUGCUUCAGAAAAAGAAAAGGCUGUGCACAGAAAGCGUCCAGUUGGCAGCUGUGAACGACAGCAGUCGUGACCUGUCUGUGGACAAUGGUGGUGGCUUGUCUGCACCUUCACCUUCCAGUGCUGUGAAGACCAGCCCACUGACAGGCAGCUCUCUGGGCAGGAGCAGCCCUGCCCCCAUUCUAACAGCAGCACCAGUGGCCAGCAUUCCAGUUACAGGCACUGCCAUGCCCCAAAUCAAUUCCAGUGAAAGCUCGGGGGCAUUGUUAAGUGAGAGCAUUCUUCACAGUGCCACACAGCCGGCCAUCCCUUCACCGCCAAGGGCUACUGUUGCUAGAGUCGUUUCCUCAACGUGUCUGGUAAACCGUGCCUCCAGACCUUCCGGAAACGCAGCGACCAAAAUGCCCAGCCCUAUUGUAGGAGUCUAGAGAACUUGCUCCCCUCGGAAAGAAGAACAGGAUAAGGAAACCACGGCCGGAGAACAACUCAACCAAGGGACAAGUGGAGCCCAAUUAGAAAUCUCAGGAAACAUCCAUUACUGACCUUCCCGAUACCCCUCCUCACCCUGCUCACCCUAUCUCUGUUAUCAAGAAUUCAAUAAAAGGGAA
Echinops telfairi (small Madagascar hedgehog) is the source of this 2109-nucleotide messenger RNA. It is a transcript of the gene PAPOLB, whose product is annotated as poly(A) polymerase beta. The record is from RefSeq and is a predicted model, not a curated record. The transcript has a single exon. Gene Ontology annotation, molecular function: poly(A) RNA polymerase activity; RNA binding. Gene Ontology annotation, cellular component: nucleus. Bases 1 to 1929 code for a protein of 642 amino acids. NCBI's taxonomy places the organism in Eukaryota, Metazoa, Chordata, Mammalia, Afrosoricida, Tenrecidae.